Messenger RNA from Haemorhous mexicanus (house finch), 2573 nucleotides. It is a transcript of the gene SLC16A8, whose product is annotated as solute carrier family 16 member 8. Gene Ontology annotation, biological process: monocarboxylic acid transport; transmembrane transport. The record is from RefSeq and is a predicted model, not a curated record. Gene Ontology annotation, molecular function: monocarboxylic acid transmembrane transporter activity. Bases 1 to 1629 code for a protein of 542 amino acids. Lineage: Eukaryota; Metazoa; Chordata; Aves; Passeriformes; Fringillidae. Gene Ontology annotation, cellular component: membrane. The transcript has 4 exons.
AUGGGGAGACCUGACCCAGAAGAAGGGCAGCUCCCGGCUCCUGUGAAGCCCCCGGAUGGUGGCUGGGGCUGGAUCGUGCUCCUUGGCUGCUUUGUGAUCACUGGCUUCUCCUAUGCCUUCCCAAAAGCCGUCAGUGUCUACUUCAAGGAGCUCAUGAAAGAUUUCCAUGUGGGCUACAGUGACACAGCCUGGAUCUCUUCCAUCAUGCUGGCCAUGCUCUAUGGGACAGGUCCAGUAUGCAGCAUCAUGGUGAACCAGUUUGGCUGCCGGCCUGUGAUGCUCAUUGGCGGGCUGCUAGCUUCUGCUGGGAUGAUUCUGGCAUCUUUUACCACCAACAUCAUUGAGCUUUAUCUGACAGCUGGUGUGCUGACAGGUCUGGGUAUGGCACUGAACUUCCAGCCCUCACUGAUCAUGCUGGGCACCUACUUUGACAAGCGUCGGCCUCUGGCCAAUGGACUGGCUGCUGCUGGGAGCCCUGUCUUCCUCUCCUCCCUCUCUCCACUGGGUCAAGUGCUGCUGGAGAAGUUUGGCUGGCGAGGAGGGUUCCUUAUCAUGGGGGGCCUUCUGCUUAACUGCUGCACUUGUGGGGCAGUCAUGAGACCCCUGGAUAUGGGCAUGAAGAGGAAGAUGGGGAAAGCUCAGGACAAAUAUGAAGCCAAGGAGAUGCUGCCCAUAGGAGGGAAGUCAGAGGAGGGGAUCAGCACCACUGAUGGAACCAAGAAAGGCAAGAAAGCCAAGAAGAAGCCCAAGAAAGGAAAGAAGCUUCUGGAUUUUAGUAUCUUCUCCAACCGAGGCUUUAUCAUUUACACCAUCUCAAAGUUCAUCCUGGUCUUGGGUCUCUUCGUGCCCCCCAUAUUGCUGGUCAACUAUGCCAAGGACACAGGCGUUCCGGACACCGAGGCCGCCUUCUUGCUCUCCAUCAUCGGUUUCAUAGACAUCUUUGCCCGCCCAGCCUGUGGCAUGGUGGCAGGGCUGAAGUGGGUCCGUCCUCACGUGGCAUAUCUGUUCAGCUUCUCCAUGCUCUUCAACGGCUUGACAGACAUCUGCAGUGCCAGGGCGAGCAACUACACGGGGCUGGUCAUCUUCUGCGUCUUCUUUGGCAUCUCCUACGGCAUGGUGGGGGCACUGCAGUUCGAGGUGCUGAUGGCCAUCGUCGGCUCCCAGAAGUUCUCCAGCGCCAUCGGGCUGGUCCUGCUGAUCGAGGCUUUUGCCGUGCUCAUCGGCCCACCCUCUGCAGGCCGCCUGGUCGAUGCUCUCAAGAACUACGAGGUGAUCUUCUACCUGGCGGGCUCAGAGGUCGUGCUCUCCGCCCUCUUCCUGGGUGUGGCCAGCUACUGCUGCCUGAACCGAGGGAAGAAGGAGCCUCCCCCAGAGAACAACCCCACUGCGGGAGGGGGGAGCGACACCGAGGAAGCCGAGUCCGACGUGCAGGAAGCCGAGGAGCACAGCAGCGACAACCACCAGCCGGCCCACAGCACUGACAACGCCGUGGCGGUGGCCAACGAGGAGGCCAACCAUGUGGCAGAGGAGCAGCGAGGGGAGGGAGGCGGCUGUCCGGCAGGGGAUGGGGAGGUGCUGGCACGAGAUGGCUGCAACGCUGACCAGAUGGUGGAGAGGGACAGUUUUUAGCCAGGGCAGAGAACAGGGAUGUAUAAAACUGGCCUUGUUUGCAAGCACCUCAGUAUGGGAGGGUAGGUGGGAUGCGGGGAGCAGAAAGUUGGGACAAAGGCAGGUGUAAGAAAUAAGAGGGAAAGGUAUAAGAAUAGCUGGCCCUUAUGUACAUAAGUCCUCAACCUACCCAGUGAUACGUCUGCUUGCAUCCUGCACCCAUGCUGGUACAACACAGGCUCAGAACAGCCCAAACACCAAAAAGAAAAAAAUAAUAAUAAUCUUCCCUCACUUUCAAACCAGCCCUGGAGAAAGUCUUCCGAAGAGGCUGCCAAGGACUUUCCUUUUCCUUCUGCAUUGUCACAACAACACAGAACACAAACAAUUAGAGACUCUUUGUAAUCAGAUCUGGUACACUCUGUUCUGGUGUCAGUGUUUCCUUCCCCCCACUUCCAUGGUCUGGAUAGUGUCAGUCUCUCUGGCAGCACAUUUAGAAGGUCCAGGGGCACCAGCAUAGGGGUAGACACCAGGCUCUCUGCAACACCUCCCUCAGGCACUGCCGAACCAGGAGGCCACCAGUCACAAGCACCUAUGCCUGGCACAUCUUUUGUGGACAGUAAAGCUGGGGCAGUGACACCCGAUGCUGCUUCCCCAAGUAGGGAAGCGCUGUGUAAGAGGCUGCUGCUGAGGUACAAGAAGAAGACACCUAAGAAAGGCUAAUGCCAUUAGGUGUGCAGCUGCAGCACGGAGCCUCGCUGACAGGAAUAGCACCAAGCCAGCUUUAUCUAGGCUCAAGUGAGCCCCGUUGACGUGUGAGGGGAACAACUUGGCCCCUGUGGGGGCGGGGGUUUCAAGACAGGUAAGUAACCACGUCCCAAGCAAUUAUCGACUGAGCAGGAAUGGCACCAGACGUGCCUGUGUUUUCCUCCUAAAUAGAGAAAACCUCCUUACAUAAAGGAAUCAAA